AUGAGCUGCUGCGGCUGGAAAUCGCUGCGCGAACUGCUGCACCUUGGCCCGGAGACGAGCACAAAGUGCGCCGAUUAUGAGCAGAAAAAGUCGGCUGAAUCGAGUUAUUACGCAUACAAGGCGUGGUUGAAGAAUGAAAGUCCGGAAGUUCAGCAAGCCCUCGCAUGCAACAAACCAUUCUUGAAAAAAUUCUUCCACGAAUUCGAUGCAACUUUCUGCAAGCACCCAAAACCACUAGAUCCGCUGGGCGGAAAAUUGUUUCGAAUGAACCUCGGUGGAAAUUCGACCGAACCAGCCUUGGUCAUCAACAAAGCAAAAGUGGAAGAACGAUUAGCCAAUUUCAACGAGCAGACAAAGCAGAAGGUAAACAGCAUCAAAGAAAAGUAUGGCAAGAAACCGGAAGCGCAUAAUGGCACCACUACGCACAAG
Messenger RNA from Mesorhabditis spiculigera, 429 nucleotides. The record is from the annotation of a GenBank genome assembly. NCBI's taxonomy places the organism in Eukaryota, Metazoa, Nematoda, Chromadorea, Rhabditida, Rhabditidae.